Messenger RNA from Penicillium canariense, 699 nucleotides. RefSeq lists its product as uncharacterized. The coding region runs from base 1 to 699 and encodes 232 amino acids. Gene Ontology annotation, cellular component: lipid droplet; ascospore wall; prospore membrane. The record is from RefSeq and is a predicted model, not a curated record. The transcript has a single exon. NCBI's taxonomy places the organism in Eukaryota, Fungi, Ascomycota, Eurotiomycetes, Eurotiales, Aspergillaceae.
AUGUCACAGACAUGGGAGACUAGCCGAGCGGCGUGGCUGUAUCCCCUUCGGGUAUGUGUUGAAUCUACAAUUUCCCUCUUCCUGCCGGGCAGGCGGAUACUGACGAGUGCUGGACAGGGCAUCUACUACUUUGCUACCCAUCGAUUCCUCUGGCCCUUAUUCAAGGCCCGACUCGUGCCUAUCGUCCUCCUAUCCUCCUUCGUUUACUUCCUUCUCUUUUUCUUCACGUACCUGCCGCAGGUGGCUUUUCUGGCUCUCUUCCAAGGUGUCGGAGCAUGGAUCAAUGGGGCAUUCCUCGUGCUGGGCGAGGGUGCGGCGAUCGUUGCGGCGUUGUUCGAGGCCUUCUUCGUGGACGAGACACUGGUGGAUAUCUUCGACUCAGUUCUGGUCAACGAAGGACAAGAGGAGCUUGUGCUCGCCUCGCGGGUCAUCUACCCGGAGGCUGGUGACCCGGCCAGUCGACUCGGCACCCCGACGACCAGCGCCGUCUAUGCGCCAUUCUCGUUUCGGCAGAUCAUUGAGUUCAUCGUGCUGCUUCCACUCAAUUUCAUCCCAGUCGCUGGUACGCCCAUGUUCCUGGUGUUGACCGGUUACCGUGCUGGUCCGUUUCAUCACUGGCGGUACUUCCAGCUGCUGGAUUUCACCAAGCAGGAGCGGAAGGCCAGCGUGAGUCGACGGCAGCUUCAGUACACUACGUGA